Beta vulgaris subsp. vulgaris (sugar beet) is the source of this 679-nucleotide messenger RNA. RefSeq names its product thioredoxin H1. NCBI's taxonomy places the organism in Eukaryota, Viridiplantae, Streptophyta, Magnoliopsida, Caryophyllales, Amaranthaceae. The record is from RefSeq and is a predicted model, not a curated record. Gene Ontology annotation, molecular function: protein-disulfide reductase activity. The coding region runs from base 79 to 426 and encodes 115 amino acids. The transcript has 3 exons.
AUUUGUAACACACCUGUUCACCGCUCCAACAAAAUUUUGCUGCACGAGAUAGAGAAACAGAAAGAGAAAGAGAAAGACAUGGGUGAAGAAGGACAAGUUAUCAGCUGUCACACCGAUCAAGCAUGGGAAGAGCAGCUUACCAAGGCCAAUGAAUCCAAGAAACUCAUGGUUGUUGAUUUCACUGCUUCGUGGUGUGGACCUUGCCGCGCCAUUGCUCCCUUUCUGGCUGAGCUUGCUAGAAAGUUUCCUGGAGUCAUAUUUGUUAAGGUGGAUGUGGAUGAACUCAAGCAAGUUGCGAGUGAUUGGGCUAUUGAGGCAAUGCCAACAUUCAUGUUGCUGCUCGAAGGAAAGAUUGUUGGUAAGGUAGUUGGAGCAAAGAAGGAUGAGCUGCAACAGGCUAUUGAAAAGCAUGUUGCUACUGCCUAACAACCUAAGUGGCUCAUAGUUUCCUAAGUUGCUUGCUUAAAGUAGGAGUUAAUGGACUUAAUCAUAAAGUAGUACUUCAGUUCUAUUAUGCUGUUUUUGCCUUUUUAUUUGAUAGUACCAUGGUAUUGUUGCUGCUGAUAUUUAUGUUGCUGGUUAAAUUAGAUUUGGUUGGACAUUGAGAGAGUCGAGACUAUUAUAGUGUUUUAAGAUCUCAUUAUCUUACUGGGUUUAUACUUUAGUUUUUGCUUGAUUA